Gordionus sp. m RMFG-2023 is the source of this 751-nucleotide messenger RNA. Its product is annotated as neuroblastoma suppressor of tumorigenicity 1-like. Lineage: Eukaryota; Metazoa; Nematomorpha; Gordioida; Chordodea; Parachordodidae. The coding region runs from base 194 to 703 and encodes 169 amino acids. The record is from RefSeq and is a predicted model, not a curated record. Gene Ontology annotation, molecular function: BMP binding; receptor ligand activity. The transcript has 4 exons. Gene Ontology annotation, biological process: animal organ morphogenesis.
GCAUAUUUUGUGAUUUAUAAUGUUCAUACCAUCAUACCUAUCAUUUUUUUCAAACGUUUUUUUAAAAACUAUGAUGUCAAAUCGAUAAUAUAAAAAAUAUCCCAACCCAAUAUUUUUGUCAAUUUUAUAUUGCUAAUUACCAAUAUAAUUUUAUAUGGAAAAUUUAUAAAUGAUAUAUUUUUCGGCAUGAAUCAUGCUUAAACUAAUAUUAUUAUUCAUCAACAUACUUUUAUUUCUAAAUGCCCCCAGUCAUGGUCAACAUUCUUAUGCCGGAUGGGGCAAAAAGGUUGAAAAUAUAGUAUUAUACCCGGAUAAAUAUUCAUGGUGCGAAUUGAAGGAGAUCAAACAAAUUAUUAACUAUCCUGGUUGUAAAUCAAAAAUAAUAACAAAUAAAGUUUGCGUUGGUCAAUGUUUUUCAUACUCUAUUCCCAGAACUAUUCCCGAAAUUCCAGGCGAUAGGAUGCUACAUUACUGUGAUAGUUGUCGACCCGUUAAUUUUACCUGGGAAAAAAUAAGUUUGGAGAUUAACGAGCCGGAUUUGAAUACAGAAGAAAAAUCCAUGGAUAUUUUGGUUGAGUUGAUUCAUGAUUGUUCUUGUCAAAGUUGUUAUGGCUCCAAUUCCUACGGAGGGUAUACCGAAGAAAAGAGUCAAGAGUUCGCUGAAGUCAAUCAAAUACCAUCUGAUAUUAUAAUGGAAUUGUGAAAUGAUUGUGAUAAUGCUGUAUGAAAUAAAGAAUAUACGAUUUUUUAA